AUGGCUGGGUAUUUAUACUCCCGUGCUUGGGAAUUACCCAGGCGACAAAUCCCUGCAGCACGCCGGGGCUGGUCCCCGUUAUGCCGCCACAUCACAGGAAUAUCCCAAACAUCUCCUUCACAGUCCCAGCUCCUCAGAUUCGCUUUGCUCCCUGACGCACCGUUGGAUCAGCGUGAGGGUGUAAGUGCAGCUGCGGAUAGAUAUCUCAGACAGAUUUUCUUGCAAAAAUGGCCCUCCGAUUCUCCGCCUCCUCCGGUGUGGGUAUCGAGCUCCCGCUUACCCAAAAGGGGGGCGGCAUCCAUCCGGACUAUGAUAAGGGACAUCCAAAACGCUCGAACCAUCCGAGAAUUACAAAUCUGUGUCGAAAAAUAUCUGAUUGCGGGGACGGAGAGAGUCAUUCCACAACGAGAGCUAUGUGAUGCCAUAAAACAGGCUUUGGCCCUCUGCGAGCAGAACAGUUCUUAUGGAGAGAUUCUUUCUACAUUCAAUGGAAUCGUUACGAGGCUUGAGCAGUUGUAUACCAAAAUACCCAGUGGUUUAUGUACCCUGGGGAUGUGCUAUGCUUCUUUUGCUUUUUCCAAAUUCGCUCUUGAACGGUAUUUGCGGAGUUACCUCGCUGUGAGCCCAAGGCCAUUGAGCCUCGACUCGAGUCUGUCAAUAGUGAACGCUCUCUUGUCGUCUCUCCGGGCGUCCUCUUUUCAACCCCUAGAACAUAGCGCAGAAAAUUUACUAGAGUUGACAGCCGGAGGUGGCUGUAACUCAUCGAAUUUACAUAGUGUACUAUACUGGACCCAGCCCCAAGCUCCAACGGAUGCAAUCGGCGAGUAUUUAUCGUUGCUUUUGAAGCUUGGGGAUGAUUCCAUCCUCCACGAAUUAUGGAACCGGCACCUAGAAAAUACAUCGCCUAGUUCUUCUUUCCAGCAUUUCCAAUCAGCUUAUGUCUAUGCCUUGGCUUUGGUGGAGACUGGCUGUUCGCAAAAGGCUCUCGCUGCGUUGACACAGAUAUCGGAACGUGCAGAUGAUGCUCUACCAGGCAUUUCAAAAUUUGAAGACUUAAGUAAUCUUCUAACAGAUAAAGCUAUCAGCCAAUCGCUAUACCAGAUUGCUGGGGAGGGGGAAUAUGUGAUGAUCCUUGACACCCAACUCGACCAAGUGGAAAGAAGACUUGGAAUCCGCUGGCAGCCCGAUAUAGCGCAGCAUACAAGCGUCCUAGAUUCUCUUGACAUUCCUACCGAAAGUUCCCUCCUAGCCGUCGAUGGGAACAAUUCUGGGUAUAUAAGCAGUGAACAACUGAUGGCUGAGAUCCGUGCUCUUAAAUGCUCCAAAUCCAUAACAGAUCUCGGUUGGUUAGCGAGUUUGCUGGAAGAUCAUGAAGGACACCUAGUUCCUGUGGCAAUACCAUCCUGCAAAGUCUCAGAUUCAGAGUUUUAUUGGGCACUUCAGCGCUCCCCAGUUGAACUCUCAGAAGGGCAAUCCAUGACAGAUGGCAAUUCUGAAACAUGGUCGCCUUCCAAUUUAGGGAUGAUCAAGGUUGUUUCUGACAUCAAGACAAUUCCGUGGACGCUCGAACGCUCUCUAAAUCUGAUUCAGCUUGGCUACCUCCUUAGAAGGAAGACACCAUCUCAUCAGGACGGAUCAGGCAUUUCACCUCAAUUAGAAGAAUCUGGUCAUAUUGUCGCCUGGAAUCGCCCUUCCAACCAACUUCUGAUCGUCUUUAUUGGAACUGGGCAAGAAACGAUAACUCCGCAUGUUCCGAUACCAUCUGUUCCCAAAUCAAGCGACCUCGAUGCAAUAGCAGAAAUCAUACCUCUUGAAGCCGGUCGCGUGGUAUCACAGGGAGAUUUUGGUGCUCCGUUGGGAAUCAACACUUUCAAAUACCAUAUUGAGACGGACCCGUGUUCUGAUGUGAUACACUAA
Aspergillus ochraceoroseus IBT 24754 is the source of this 1917-nucleotide messenger RNA. RefSeq lists its product as uncharacterized. Lineage: Eukaryota; Fungi; Ascomycota; Eurotiomycetes; Eurotiales; Aspergillaceae. The transcript has a single exon. The record is from RefSeq and is a predicted model, not a curated record. Bases 1 to 1917 code for a protein of 638 amino acids.